This is a messenger RNA of Marasmius oreades (fairy-ring Marasmius), 1677 nucleotides long. RefSeq lists its product as uncharacterized. NCBI's taxonomy places the organism in Eukaryota, Fungi, Basidiomycota, Agaricomycetes, Agaricales, Marasmiaceae. The transcript is spliced from 11 exons. The coding region runs from base 1 to 1677 and encodes 558 amino acids. The record is from RefSeq and is a predicted model, not a curated record.
AUGAGGAAUCAUGGGCAAAGGCGAAUAACACCCUCGAAAGACCUUCAAUGGAUAGACUGUUAUCCUGGUGGCUUCCAGUGCGGUCGUUUACUGGUGCCACUAGACUACAACAACCCCGACGAAGACUCUGCAGCAAUCGCACUCGUUCGUCUGCCAGCUAGCGUACCUACGAAUAGUUCAGAAUAUCUUGGUCCUAUCUUAUUCAACCCAGGAGGUCCAGGAGGGAGUGGUGUUGAUUAUAUCACGUCGCUGGGGGCGAAUUUCGCGACGGUCGUGGGCAGUCAGUUUGAUAUUGUUGGAUUUGACCCUCGCGGCGUAUCACGGUCAACUCCACGUGUCUCGUUCUUUGAAUCCCGCGUCGAGAGGGUGCUAUGGGGUGCGUCGGGCGCCGGAGAACUGAAUCAUUCAGCCAUAACAAUCGGAAGUUCAUGGGCUCGAAAUAAGAUAACGGGGCAGCUUGCUGUGGAGAGGGACCGGAACGUGUUGGCUCAUAUUAACACGGACCAUACAGCUAGAGAUAUGUUGCGGAUCACCGAAGCUCAUGGAAGAGAGAAUUUGCAAUAUUGGGGUGUCUCAUACGGAACUGUUCUCGGGUCUACGUUUGCUGCUAUGUUCCCUAAUAAAGUCCACCGAUUAGUUAUUGACGGGGUUGUUGACGUCUCAGACGACUACUACACCACCAAAUGGACAACCAACCUCCGAGAUACUGACCACGUCUUGCAGUGGUUCUUCAAAGACUGCCUCAAAGCCGGUCCUGAAAACUGCACAUUCCACGAACCCUCAAUCGAAGCCAUGAACACCAAACUCAACGAUCUGUAUUCCUCAAUCAUCCAUUCUCCUGUUUCAGUCAAAACCAACACUUCUUACGGUAUCGUCGAUUACGCAAGGUUACGGUUGACCAUCUUUGUAGCGUUCUAUAAGCCUUUCGCGGUUUGGCCCAUGUUGGCAACCGGGCUACAGGAUUUGAUACAAGGAAAUGGAACGGUUUUGUAUAACAUCCUAGAUCAGCCAAGCUUCCGGUGCUCUUGUAAUCCGUUGGAACAUGCGUUUGAUAGUGUUCCGGAGGCGAUGACGGCCAUUGCAUGUAACGAUGGGGAUCUGAUUCCGUCUGGUCUGGAAGAUGCUCUUGAGCAUUAUAGAGAGGUUUUGAAGGUUUCGGAGUGGGGGUCUGUGUGGGCAGGUAUUAGGAUGAUGUGUGGGGGUUGGUCAUCGGAUAUUCCGAAGACGCAGUUCCGAGGGCCCAUCGUCGGGAACACCAGUUUCCCGCUCUUACUUAUCGGUAAUAUCGCUGAUCCCGUAACACCUCUUUGGGCUGCACACAAAGUUUCCAAAGGAUUCCCUGGAUCUGUUGUUCUAUCUCAAGACUCUGCUGGACACUGUUCUAUAGCAGCACCAUCUAUCUGCACAGCUCUUGCGGUUCGAGAAUACUUUGUGAACGGUACUUUACCGAAAAGUGGGACACACUGUUCUAUCAUUGGUUCGCCGUUCGCCCCAAAUCCGCCGGCUAGAGGAUCUGGAAGCGGCGGUUCCGAGAUCGACUCCGGGGGUCAGACUCAGAUCCCACUCAAGCUGGGUACGGAAGUGGAAGAUAAUGACGACCUUCUGGAGGCUUUGAAGGGACUUGCGGGAUUCAGACUUGGUGGAUAUGGAUCCGGAAUGACACCGCUUCAUGUUUGA